This is a messenger RNA of Plutella xylostella (diamondback moth), 961 nucleotides long. It is a transcript of the gene Rsf1, whose product is annotated as repressor splicing factor 1. The record is from RefSeq and is a predicted model, not a curated record. Gene Ontology annotation, molecular function: RNA binding. NCBI's taxonomy places the organism in Eukaryota, Metazoa, Arthropoda, Insecta, Lepidoptera, Plutellidae.
UCACUCGUUCCGCUCGUUCGUUCAUUCAGCUUUCUCUUCGUUUUGUGACGUAUUGAUUGAAGGCUUGUUCAAAAUUAUUUAGGUUUUUUUUAAAUAAAAAUAAGAGUAUAUUUGUUUUAAAAUAAAUUAAAUAUAAUAUAUAAAAUUACAUAGUCCAAGGUUGACAACACAAACAUGAGUUCUAACGGAACGCGGGUGUACGUCGGCGGUCUAGUCGAAGGCAUCAAGAAGGAAGACCUAGAGAGGGAAUUCGACAAAUAUGGAAAGCUAAACUCUGUGUGGGUUGCAUUAAAUCCACCGGGAUUUGCAUUUAUUGAAUUUGAGAACCAGCAAGAGGCGGAAGAUGCUUGCAGUGCCAUGAACGGCACGGAAAUGCUAGGAGCUACAUUAAAAGUUGAGCUGUCGAGAAAACGAGAUGGCCCUCGUAGGAACGGAGGAGGUGGUGGCUUCAGAGGAGACCGCGGUGGCGGUUUCGGCGGCGGGAACCGCUCGUACGGCGGCGGCGGCGGCCGCGGAGGCUCCAGGCCCUACCAACCCUACGGAGACGGCGGCGGCCGCGGCGGUGGCCGGCCAUACAACCGCGAGGGCGGGCGCGGAGGCGGCGGCGGCGGUGGCGGAUACGGCUCAGGGAACGGAGGAGGCGGCGGCGGCGGUGGCUUCAGAUCCAGAUCACCGCUGUCUCGAUUUUAAUUAGAUUUAUUUGUUAGGAUAGGUAUUAGUGUUAGUUUUAUCUGAAGCCUUCCAAGUUCUAAAUUCAGUGCCUGGUUGUACUAGCUAUUGAAUUCUAGGAAGAGUUCUGUUAUGCAAACCCUGGGAAUUAGAGCUUCUUGGACUUUGAUCUCGUCAACCACAUUCAUCGAGGUGUAACAGAAGAACAAUCUUCAGUGGAUAUUUAACAUAUAUUACCUAUAAUUAAGUCUCUUUACUCGUAAAUAAAAAACAAAAACUAUUCAGUAAGUUA